Molecule: messenger RNA, 3764 nt
Organism: Prorocentrum cordatum
Lineage: Eukaryota; Dinophyceae; Prorocentrales; Prorocentraceae
Source: the annotation of a GenBank genome assembly
AUGGAGGCCAUGAGAGAGCUCGAUGCUGCCGUCUCGUCCUCGGCGGUGCAGACUCCGUGCAAGAGGGAGUCCGUGGAGGACCUAAGGGGAGGAGUGGCGGCUAGCCCCGCGGCGUCGUCGGGCAACUUCAGCACGCCCAUGAAGGACCGCAUCUCCGACGUGAAGGAUGACGUGGACGGCGACGCCAAGUCAAUGGUGAGUGACCUAUCUUGCGGAGGCUCGGCAUCGGCCUGCAAGGAAAAGGAUCCGUGCUUGGGCUGCAAGCGGGUCUUCGGCGUUAGCCGUUGCUACUUCAAUCCAGCUGAACCAGUUCCUUGGGGUCUGCCUGCGGGCAGAGGGGCUUGGUGCAAAGAUUGCCACACGUGCUGGAGGACAGUAUACCGUGAGGAGUACACUUUACCAGUCUUCGGUGAUUGGAUGACUCGGCACAGGGACUCAUGGGAGAAGAGCUCGCUCGCGUACCUCUCCCUCAAGUUCGAGAAGUAUGAUAAGAUCACAGCUGGAAUGGUCAAAGACAGAGUGAGGGUACUAAACUUCGUUAGCAAUCUGAUCGGGGUCCCGUUGACACCGUUCGUCGUGAUCUCCUUGAAGGACGCUGUGGCGAAGGCUGCCGCAAGGAACGGGAGGCUCGACCCUGCGAGUCUCGUCACGAUCUUCCAUGGCUCCUCUCCCCAGCUCGGCGUGUUUGCACCUGCAUGCCCUGGCACCUUGGAGAUCAAGCGCCCCUCUGGGGACGCCUCGGAGACGGAGGUGAUGGCGUCGAGGUCGACACUUGCUUGCUCAGAGGAGGAUUUGGAGAUGAUGAACUGCUACUUCGGGGGCCACGAGGGCGUUUCGAGGACGACGCCCGACGCUUUGGCCUUGGCGCCCUUGCUGACACCCAGGGGUCAGGAGCCCGAGCGGCCUCCCCGCGCGAAGAUGCAGACCAAGGUCGACGGCCUCGUUUGUGCGGCGCAGGCCGUUGUCGCGAAGUUCCAGACUGAGACGUGGGAGGACGUCAAGGAAUCUGCAUUCACGAAGCACAUUACUUCGCUGAGCUUGGCCAGGAACGAGGCCGCCAGCAUCGGGGACAAAGACGGAUCAGAACUCUCUGAGCAUUGGGCGGCUGGUCUCACGGCCGUGAAGACGUUUGUCAAGAUGCACAAGGACUUCAUCAAGACGAGCAGGAAGCACGGCAAAUUGGUUACACUAUACGACUCCAUGUACAAGGCCGUUGAGUUCUUCAGAGAUAUUGGCAUCGGGCCUGGCCUCUAUCCGACAUUCAAGAUUCUCUGGCACGCUACCGUGUUUUUCGACAACCUCAACAGGCAAGCGAAGACAGUGGACGCAGCCUUGCAAGCAACGGUCGACUACGGGCUGAAGGCGACCUUCGCGGCCUUGUCCACGGUGCGCAAGGACUUCUCGUUCAACGAGUGGAUGCUGAAUAUGUUGGUGAGGGCGUUCGCCGAGACCCUCGAGCGGGCCAGGUGCGACGAUGGUCAACUUCGCGAGACCGUUGGGCAGAUCUUGGAGCGCGUGUCGAUGACGAUUGAUAUUCUCCACCCCGCCUUCAUGUCGUUCCUCAGCGACGCGAUCGACAAACUCAGACACUGCCAGGCGCUCCUGACCGCAGCGGUGGAGCCAGAGAAGGUGUCAGCCAAGAGCGUCUCCGAUGCGAUCGACUGCGUCGAGAGUUCCAAGAGCAUGGUCCUUCUCAAGAACCAGAUGCAUUUCUCGACCCUUGGAUCCCACGUCUUGGCAGAGGCGAGUGCGAUCUUGGCGGUCACCGCCAAGGACCACCUGGGCGACCAGAAGCUCCAGCGCGCCAUGGCCAUUGUCCAGGACGAUAGCAAAGAGUUGCCGAGCCUCGUGCAGACCGAGGAGCCUGAGGGCGGCAUCCUCACCACGGUGCUACGGGUUGACUUGAUGAAAACGGGUUCCUGCUUCAGCAGCCUCGGCGACAGCGUCGAGCACGCGCAGGAGGCCAUCAAGUUGUGGGAGCGUCGUCGGCUGGAGGAGCAGUCCCCCGAGAUUGGCAGGUGGAUGGUCAAGCUGGUGCACCACCUGUCCUUGUACGAUUUGGUCUUCUCGGUCCGCAUGGUGUCCUUCUACGGUAGCACGCUGGGCAGCUCCAGCGCAUUGGCAGUUGAGCCCAACGACGGCGCGGCCAGUGGCGUCAACGCCUCAGCUUGGUCCGUCGGUGCGCGAUCCUUCCUCGAGACCGUGUGGGACGAGACCUGCUUCGGGGUGAAUGUCGAGCACGUGCUGCGAAUCGUUGGCCAGUUCUCGGACUCGAUGAGGGCUGCGGAGCCGUCGUUGGUAGACCUAUCGAAAGUGGUCCAGCGCAUCAGCGAGAACAUCACGACCCGUGCGAACCUGGUGUCCCUCAUCAAAUGCAUCGCUGGUUUCGGCAGGACCUCGACGCCGAUCGAUGCCGUGAACGAGUGGGGGGCCGUUGCCAGCGGUGAACACGAGAGCUCCUCAGUCCUCGCCAAGGCAGUGGCACUCAUAUCCUUGUCCAAGCAGGUUGUGGGCACUUCCCUCGAAUCGUUCAUUUAUUUCAGGGAUGAGGGCGACUUCUGCAUCGACGGCAUCGCUGGAGUUGCAGGGGAAAGCGGCACCAAGCUGCGCGUGUCGCCCGCUCUUGUAACAAAGUUCGUGUCCAACGUGCUGAGCGGCGAUCUCGUGACCUACGCGAGCGGCUUGGUGGUGGCAUCCUGGGACAUCGCGGUGGAUAGGUUCAUCACGUCGGUCUCACUGCAUAACAUCGAGUUUGACAAGCUUGGUAAAGGCAGCCUGAGCGAGCCGCUCGCGUACGACAACUUCUACACCAAGGCGUUCUUCGACAACGUGCAACCUGCCAUGGGGAAGAUUCUGUCGCAACCUAUGGGUGCAUGGCCGUGCGAUGACAUGCGCGGCGCCGUGCUUCGGCUGGCUGGCGUGUGCGUUAACGAGGACAACCAGAUAGAGAUCAAGGUACCCAGUGGCGCUGGCGACCUGGUCUCGGCGGUGCUCCCGCUGGACGUCUUCUCUAGUCUCUCGAUGCUGUGGUCGGACUGCCACAAGAUCGCAGCGUGCUUCGGUCGGCUUGGCGACCGUUUCCUGAAGUCUGCCGACGCAGGCGGCCGUUCCGACAGCGUUGCUAAGGACGGCGACAUCAAGCCAGAUGUAAGCGCUGCAAUCAUGGCAUUGCGCGAUGCAAUUACGGAAGGCAUUGAGCAUGCGGAGAGGUUGGCUGACGCGAGUGAGGAGAUCAAACAAUUAUGCUGGCCUGGCCUCUCGACCCUUACCAACUUCCUGGGCCAGUCCACCCACACGACGGAGAAGGUGAUCAGAGACGUGUUCAUGAAGUACCUGGAGGUGGUCAACUCGGAGGCCAUGGAGCUGCAGGAGGUGACGCCCCCGACGUCGCACAUCGUAUUCGAGCACCGCAUCAACGCCGCGGCCGCCAAGUCGCAGCUCGUGAAGUUCGUGAACCGCGAUCUCUUGAACAACAAGGUGUUGAGCGUGUACACGAUGCUGGACAAGUUCGGCUACCUCCACAAGAACUGGUGCCUCAGCCCUCCGAUCACCGAGGACCAGCAGAUCAAGGACAGCGUCGACACGAUCGAGAGUAUUUGGACCUCCGCGCGCAAGGCGGUGACGACCAUCGCUGCGCUGGGGCUGGUGUACGAUAAGAAAAGCAAGCAGCGCCAGGACGACGCUCAGUUCAUCCUGGGUUCCAAGAAGGGUGACUUGGCGAAGUCGCUGGUCAACGAGCUGGAGGCCAUCGUCAGUGGCGCAAG